This is a messenger RNA of Stegostoma tigrinum, 867 nucleotides long. RefSeq names its product T-cell surface glycoprotein CD3 epsilon chain-like. Lineage: Eukaryota; Metazoa; Chordata; Chondrichthyes; Orectolobiformes; Stegostomatidae. Gene Ontology annotation, molecular function: transmembrane signaling receptor activity. Gene Ontology annotation, biological process: cell surface receptor signaling pathway; positive thymic T cell selection. The record is from RefSeq and is a predicted model, not a curated record. The transcript is spliced from 5 exons. Gene Ontology annotation, cellular component: external side of plasma membrane; alpha-beta T cell receptor complex. Bases 160 to 699 code for a protein of 179 amino acids.
GCUCCAUCAGCAGCAGCUCUCAAACCUGCAAACAGAUCACAAACUCCACUGAGGGCGAGUUGCAGUUUGAUUCACAUUGAGACUUCAGUUAAUCUUCUGCUGUCACCAAUACCUCACCUCUUUCUGGAUUAAGCAGUCUCCGCUUCUACCUACGUGACCAUGAAGGCGCUGGGACAAUGGUACAUGAUCGCUUUGACUGCGGCAAUUCUGCAACUUGGGAGCUCAGAAUUGAUAACAUACGAUGAGAAGGAAGUGACUUUAAAUUGCCCAUUCAACUUCUCUAAAACUUCCUGGCACCGGUGGAAUACUGGUCAAAAAGAACCGAUCCGUUCCGGACCAACCCACCAGUUAUUGUUCCACAGGGGCAUCGCACAGGACCACGUCUAUUGUGAGCAUGAAGGAAAAAAACAUCAUUUUUAUAUCAACAUGAAAGUUUGUAAAGACUGCAUUAACCUCGACACGGGCACGGUGAUUGGGAUCAUUUGUGGAGAUAUGUUAUUUACCCUCUUGGUGGUCAUGGGCGUUUAUUGUUUUGCCAAGAAGCGAGGAGGAAACUCGAAAGAAUUCCGCCAUCCACAGUUUGAACCCAUGGAGACUCCGGCAGGUCGAAGUGCCAAUGUGACAGCUUCCCAUCAACAGUCUCAUUACGCGCCAAUCAAAAGUGGACAGCGAGAUGUUUAUGACAAAUUGCAGCGAUAAAUCUGAGUGAGGAGGGAGUGAAAAAUAGAUUUUUUGGAUCUCCUACAAAUCCUGGAUCUCCUAGACUUCCUGGAUCUCUUGGACCUCUUGGAUCUCCUUGAACUCCCAGAUAUCUCUCACUGUCCUCCCCACAAGUACCCAAAAAUAUAAACCCAAAUCUGUCUUAAA